AUGUCUGAGACAAGAACACUUGCAGAAAAGGAGAUUCACAAUACUUUAUUAUAUUGUAAUUUCUUUAUCCGAAGAGUAGGACUAUCGUUUAUUGAUGAUGUACCAACCACUAAUCUACGUAAAAUUAUUGUACUUUCACAUUUUGUAAUUGCAACAUCUCUUGCAAUACUUAUAUUGAUUGGAGAACAAGGCUAUGUAGUUUAUUUACUGUCCAAAACGGUAUCUGUGGAACAGCUUCUUGAUGGUAAUUUACACGUUUUAGGGUACGGUAUAAUGAGUUUUGGGAAGCUGUUAACCCUUUGGUACAAGAAAAACACAUUUCGUCAAGUAGUCAAAGAAUUAGCUGAUAUUUGGCCUGUUGCUGAGAAAAAUCCUAAAGCAGUUGCUAUAAAAAACAGUAGUCUUAAAUCUUUGCGAUCUGUAGAAACGUUAUACGUCUAUUUGACUAUCAUAGGAGCGUGUUUUUAUAAUCUGACUCCAGUGGUCCUGCAUAUAUAUAGGUUAAUCAGAGGGAUUCCCACAGAUUUAGGCUAUGUAUGGCAGUUGUACUAUCCAUUUGAUAAAUCGAAGCCUGUUGUACACGAAUUUGUAUAUAUUUACGAAGUAUCCGCGGGAAUGGCAUGCGUGUUUUGCAUGGUGGGUUGUGAUGUAUUUUUUAUAACUAUGGCAAGUCAUAUCGGCAUGCUAUUACGUAUACUACAAGUCAAGAUUAGAAGUAUUGGCACAUCAGAUGGGGACACUGUUGUUAGAGGAUCACUUGAUUGUUAUGACGAGAUUGUUGCAGUAGUAAAGAUUCAUCAGAGAUUAAUCAAGUACGGCAAUGAUUUGGAGGAUGCCUUUGCUGUGGUGAACUUGAUAAACGUUCUUUUGAGCUCUGUUGAUAUUUGCUGUGUUAUGUUUAUUAUAGUAUUUCUAGAUCCCAUAUUGGAAGUGAGUAGUAAGUUUUUUCUCUGUGCUGCACUGACUCAAAUGGGAGUUGUAUGCUGGUAUGCUGAUGAUAUAUUUAGAACGAGCUUAGGCGUAUCGGAUGCGGUGUACGAGAGUGGAUGGUACAAUUGUGAUAUUCGGAGUCGACGUGCACUACUCCUCAUGCUGCAGAGAUCACAGAGACCACUUUAUUUCACUGCGUUAAAAUUUAGUCCCAUUACUCUGAAUACUUACACAUCGAUUCUCACGACGUCCUAUUCGUAUUUUACACUACUUUAUACAGCAUAUAGUCAAAAUUGA
Molecule: messenger RNA, 1227 nt
Organism: Achroia grisella
Lineage: Eukaryota; Metazoa; Arthropoda; Insecta; Lepidoptera; Pyralidae
Product: odorant receptor 4-like
Exons: 9
Coding region: 1-1227 (408 amino acids)
Biological process (GO): sensory perception of smell; detection of chemical stimulus involved in sensory perception of smell
Cellular component (GO): plasma membrane
Molecular function (GO): odorant binding; olfactory receptor activity
Source: RefSeq, a predicted model, not a curated record